Molecule: messenger RNA, 2090 nt
Organism: Paramecium octaurelia
Lineage: Eukaryota; Ciliophora; Oligohymenophorea; Peniculida; Parameciidae
Source: the annotation of a GenBank genome assembly
UAAAUGUCGACUGGUUUAGUAAUUAACCAAGUUAAAGAGAGGAUACUCUUUUUCUCCCCAACAGUAUAGGGUAAAAUGGAAAGAGAAGCUUGUACUCAAGAUUUUGAAGUAAUUUAAGGAUUGGGAUAAGGAGCAUUUGGAAAAGUAUUUAAAGUGAGACAUAAAAAAACAAAAAUGAUUUUUGCUCUUAAAUAAAUAGCUAAAAAGUAAAUAAAACAACAGAAAAUGACUUAAUAAAUCAUUAAUGAAGUUAAAAUAAUGUAUGGAUUAGAACAUCCUAAUAUUGUAAAAUUAUACAAUCAUUAUGAAGAAGAGGAUUAUAUUUAUUUAAUUUUAGAAUGUGCAACAGGAGGGUAAUUAUGGUAAAAGCUGAAUCGAGUAGGUCGUUUUGAUGAAAAGACAGUCAAAUAGUUUAUGUAGGAAGCCAUGUCAGCAAUAGAAUAUUUGCACACAAGAAAUCCCCCAAUUAUUCAUAGAGAUAUUAAACCAGAAAAUAUAUUGUUAGAUGCAAAUGGACAUAUUAAAAUAGCUGAUUUUGGUUGGUCUAAUAUCAAUAAUCAUUAAAGAACAACUUAUUGUGGUACAUUAGAUUAUUUGGCUCCAGAAAUGAUUUUAGAAUGUGGUCAUGAUGAAAAAAUAGAUCAUUGGAGUUUAGGAGUCUUAAUUUAUGAAUUAUUAACUGGAAAAGCACCAUUUGCUCCUUCCUCAUAAAUUAAAGAUCAAAAAGAAUCCUAAAAGAUUCUUGAGGAUAAUAUUUUAAAAGUUAAAAUCAAUUUUCCAAAUGAUUUCCCAUCUUUGGCUAAGAGUUUGGUUUAAGGAUUAUUAUAAAGAGAUCCAUAAAAGAGAUUUAAUAUUCAAAAAAUGAGAGAACACCCUUGGUUUGCAAAUUGCUAAAUCUAAUAGGAAGUUUAAAGCGAAUAGAAAGUAAAGGCAGAGAAUAUUAAAGAUAUAAUUAAAGAUGACAAAGCAUAAUUUUCAAAGGAGGAAAUUGCUAAAGUCGUAAAUAGAUAAUUAAAUUAAGCAAAAGAAGAGGAUGAUGUAAUUAUAGUUGUAGAGGAUUAAAAAGAAAAAGAGAAAGAAAGUACUCAUGACUUUUCAAAAAACACAGUAUAGUUGUUGAAUAAUAAAAUAACUGAUCUUUAGAAGUAAUUAAAUGAAUCAAAAAUAUUAUUAUAAGUGAAGAUUGAUGAAAUCAAAUAGUUGUAAUAAUAAUAAGAAUAACCUUCUCUAUAAAUGAAUGUAGAUACUAGAAAAAUAAAAUUAUUGGAAGAAGAGAAGACAAAAUGGAAAUAUGCUUAUGAGUAAAUUAGAGAUGAAUUACAUGAGAAGCAAGCAGAAAAUCUAAAAUUAAAUGCUGAAUUAGAAAAAAUAUAAUCAUUAACAAAAUCUUUAGAAAAAUAAAAAGCGGACAAAUAGUUAUUACAAGAAAAAAUCAAGAAACUCUAGGAAGAAAUUGAUUAAAAAGAUUAAUAAAUUUUAGAAUUGAGAACUGAAUAAGAUGGUAGAGUAUAAAAUUCAUUUCAUGGAAGUUUCUUAAAUUAAUCAACAAUUGAAGAUGGCAAAAGUGUGGCAGAUUUAAAUUUAACAUUUCAAGAAAUGAAAAAUUCAUUUCAAAUUGCUAGAGAAUAAAUUGAGGAAUUUGAUAAGGCUUAAAGAAGAAUUAUUUAAUAAGAAGCAGAAAUAAUAGCCUUGAAAUCUUAAUUAAAUGAAUAUAAAGAGUCAAUUAGAAUAUCAAUUUAGGAAUAAUAUGAAGAUUAGAUGGAAGAAUUAGAAAAAAAGUAAAGAGAUUAAAUUAGAGAAUUAGAAGCUAAACAUUUUAAUGAAAUCACAAAAUAUGAAAAUGAUAAGAUGAGUUUGAGAGAUUAAUGUAAUGAAUUAGAUAUUUUAAAAAGUGAAAUAAGUUUGUUAAAAAAGGAUUAAGAAUAAGCAAAUUUAAUUAUAAUGGAUUUAAAAAAAUGUAAAUGAUUUAAAUAAUUUUAGAAUAAGAAAUAGAUAAGAGAUUGAGAUAUCAGAUGGAUUAGAGAUUAAAGGAGUAAGAUAUACUAAUAUUGGAUUUAAAAGAAAAAGAAAGAGUGUAUCGUAAAAAAUGA